AUGGAGAAUGAGGCCAAUAUGACAACCGAGGCCGCGAAUGAUCUCAAUCCGAAUGGCUUUAUCACCAACCGCGAGCUCGACGGCGAGCGACGUUCCAUCCGCCACUAUAAUGAUGGUCGAGUAUCCGGCCGCGGUAGGAGUGUCGAGGGUAGCCUUCGAUCAAAGAUGCAGAAGAACUCCACAGGGGCCGGAGGCCGCGCCAGACCCCCAACCUCUCGCUCUCGGGACCUGAGCGGUCGAUCUACUCCAGCUUUCGUGUCCGGUUCAUCUGAUAUCGCUGGUAUCACUGCUGCCAUGGCCAAGCUCACUGUUGACCAUCCCACUAGCCCUAAGGUAAAGAGACUUAACAAAAAGUUGAACCUUGAUGCCUAUUCGGGGUUUGAGACUGUGACUUUGCGAAAGGUCACUCCUUCAUCUACGGCCAGUGUGGCCUCCUCUACGUGCAGCACGGGUAGCAGAAGUUCAGUCAAUGCUAGGAUAGCUGAGAUUGAAGGUCGGGUAAGGAAACACAUUAAGACCCAGCUUCAGUCUAUUAAGGAAGAACAGGAAGAGUAA
Messenger RNA from Penicillium crustosum, 555 nucleotides. RefSeq lists its product as uncharacterized. The record is from RefSeq and is a predicted model, not a curated record. The transcript has a single exon. Bases 1 to 555 code for a protein of 184 amino acids. NCBI's taxonomy places the organism in Eukaryota, Fungi, Ascomycota, Eurotiomycetes, Eurotiales, Aspergillaceae.